GAAAUUAUGUGGAACUAAAAUUGGGAUUAGAAAGAAAAUAGCGAUAAUGGGAUGAUGAGGUGUUGAAGCAACACACCACUGGUUUUUCAACGUCCAUCUGAUCGAAGUAAUAAUCCUACUCGCACUCGCACUCGCAUCCGCAUCCGCAUCCGCAUCCGCAUCUACCUCUGCUUCUUCUUCCCGCCGGUCCUCCCUCACUCAAACCCUAAAACUCCAAUUUCUGGCAAAACCCUAAUUUCUCCCUCUCAAAAUAUCCUAUAUUUUUCUCCCUCUUUUUCAUCAACGUAGAGAGAAAGGAUAAAAUGUACAGGGAGAGAGGUGGAGGAGGAUCAAAGGCCAAAAUAGAGGUGACUUCCAGAGUAGGUGGAGGUGGAUUGAAUUUGAAUGGGAAAGAUGAUAAUAAAGACCGYUUGUCAGCUGGGAGCUCCAACCUUUCUAGGUCGUCUUAUCCCGAURACARAUCAUCCAAAGGUGAUAAAAACGUAGCAGUGGAAUCUGAAACAGACAGUGAGGAAUCAGAUGUUAGUGGCUCAGACGGGGAGGAAACAUCUUGGAUUUCAUGGUUUUGCAGUCUACGUGGAAAUGAAUUUUUCUGUGAAGUUGAUGAUGAUUACAUCCAAGACGAUUUUAAUCUCUGUGGUUUGAGCAACCAAGUUCCAUAUUAUGAUUAUGCUCUUGAUCUGAUCUUGGAUGUUGAGUCCUCUCAUGAUGAAAUAUUCUCAGAGGAACAAAUUGAACAAAUUGAAUCAGCAGCAGAGAUGCUUUAUGGUCUAAUUCAUGUGAGAUAUAUCUUGACAACUAAAGGAUUGGGUGCCAUGCUGGAGAAGUACAAGAACACAGAAUUUGGCAGAUGCCCAAAAGUCUACUGUUGUGGGCAGCCCUGUCUUCCUUUUGGUCAGUCGGACAUUUCUCGCCAGAGCAAUGUCAAGAUUUACUGCCCCAAAUGUGAAGAUAUUUACACCCCUCAGUUCAGGUUUCAAGAUAACCUUGAUGGGGCAUAUUUUGGGUCGACGUUCCCUCAUUUGUUCCUAUUGACGUAUGGACACCUGAAGCCACAAAAGACAUUGCAGGAGUAUGUUCCCCGAGUAUUCGGCUUCAAGGUCCACAAGCCAUGAUCGACAACCAAGGCAAAGCAGAGAGAUUGGUGGGCAACAACUUUUGAUAUGGUAGUUUUAACAGAAAAAGGAUCACAUAAACUCAUUUUCAGUGGUUUGGAACAUAAUAGCAACAUCAUGUAUAUUGAACAUUGAAAGUUGAUUUGCAGAGGUUGAUGGUGUUUUCAUGAAUUAUGAUGUAAGAAACAUGCAAACUUUGA
Cynara cardunculus var. scolymus (artichoke) is the source of this 1315-nucleotide messenger RNA. RefSeq names its product casein kinase II subunit beta-2-like. Lineage: Eukaryota; Viridiplantae; Streptophyta; Magnoliopsida; Asterales; Asteraceae. Gene Ontology annotation, molecular function: protein kinase regulator activity. The coding region runs from base 303 to 1115 and encodes 270 amino acids. The transcript has 6 exons. The record is from RefSeq and is a predicted model, not a curated record. Gene Ontology annotation, cellular component: protein kinase CK2 complex; cytoplasm.